AUGGAACAAGAUGAUUGGAAUGUUCAAUUAAAUUUUAAAGACGUUAAGGCAAUUAGAUUUAGCAAGUCAAAAUAUUUGCAAUCAAGAAUCAAACAAGAAUUCAAUACAAAAGUACAAGUCAUUUCUAUAUCUUUCCAACCAGUUACCGCUAUAAUUAAAGGAGAUAGGAAUGAAGGAAGAGAUCUUAAUUUUAAACAUUAUAAUUUCUUAAUAGGAACUGAUAUUACAGCAAAACGAGACACACAAGUAGCAGUUGAUGAGAAAGUAACCAGAUCAUAUUUACCCUGUACUGCAUUACAGCGUAAAAUGAGAUUGGAUGUAUAUAUUACACCAGCAGAUGAUGCGAAAUAUAUCGAUGACCCACUUGUUAAUCCACUUGGAAAAUGGUCUAUUGAGCUGCCUCUCUCCUUACAUAAUGAUGAUCAUUCUAUUUUAUUCACGCUAAUUAUUGGUAGCGUUGAAAUUCAAGCCACUGGUGUUAAUUCUGGUAUAGGUGAUAUCUAUGAAACUACUUUUGAUUUAGAUAUAUAA
Molecule: messenger RNA, 531 nt
Organism: Funneliformis caledonium
Lineage: Eukaryota; Fungi; Glomeromycota; Glomeromycetes; Glomerales; Glomeraceae
Source: the annotation of a GenBank genome assembly